CUUCUAGGAUCAAGUAAAACCAAGAUAGUCCUGCUGGGAAAAACUGGCAGCGGGAAGAGCAGCAUUGGAAACACCAUACUGGGAGGAGAUCUGUUUACAACAAAAACAUCCCCAAACUCAGUGACAUAUGAAUGCAAAGCUAAAUCUAAAGAUAUAAAAGGAGUUUCUGUCGAAGUCAUCGACACUCCCAGCUUCUUUGGAAACAAUAUGGAUGAAGAGAAGGUGAAGAGUGAAAUUGUAAAGUGUAUCAAAAUGUCCGCGCCUGAGAUUCACGCGUUUAUCAUUGUGCUGAAUGUGGGACGAUACACAGACCAGGAGAAGGAUGUCAUCAAUAAAAUAAAGGAAUAUUUCUCAGAUGAGGCUCUGAAACACGCUGUGGUCGUGUUCACGCAUGGCGAGCAGCUGGAUGAAAGGAAGGAGAUUGAGAGUUUUUUUGUAGAGAAUCGUGAUCUGACAGAGCUGGUGAGGAAGUGUGGAAGCAGGUGCCACGUUGUGGAUAAUAAAUACUGGAAAAAGAAGAAAGGCUACAGGAGCAACAGGUCUCAGGUGGGUCGGCUUCUCAACACAAUAGAGACAAUGAAAAGCGAGCAGGGAGCCUACACCAGCAACUUACUGCAAGAGGUGGGGAAAAGUCUGCCCUGGGGCAAGAUUUUGAAGAUAUCGGCUUCAGUAGGAGCUUUGCUGCAAGCAUAUUUUGGUGUUUUUAAAGUCACAUCAGUAACAGCUGAUUCAGAUGGAAUUACCAUAAGUUUGAAGAUCGAUCACACAAUGCUACAAGUCAUUGCAAUAAGUCUACUGGAGAGAAGAUGUUGCAUAAUCAUGUGACGGGAAACCUUUUCCGGAUUCACCUAAAAUCAUCUCCAUCUGGACGGGGCCUUAGAUUGUCGAAUGUUUUAAAUGUUUGUCUUCAUGGAGGGUUAAAAUUGAGGAGGGAGUAAAAACAUCAAAGCAAACAAACUAUAAAGCCUCUGAUAAAUCUGCCAUCAGCAACUGUGGAUCAAAGUGGUUGAUAAUGUUUGUAAAAUGUUAUUUAAACAGCAGGAGAGAAGAUUAGUUAUGUAGAUAAUACAACAAAAUGAUGAUGGAUACAGAAGGUUGGGGGGAAACAUUGUUCUUCACAUUAUUUUUUACAUCUUUUUUUUUUUAAACUGUCUGAAUUGUAGCUUCACAUCAGGUACUUUAAUAUACUAUUCUAUAUUACAUGAAAGUAGAAAUAAAUCUAAAUAGUUUUUCAUUUACAAAAUGUAGGAAAGUGAUAUUUUCUGGGAAACUAUUUGUGCUAAUGGCUGUUUUUUGAACCACAUUUUGGACCAACAUUGUUGAUUCAAACCUUAAUAACCUUUUCAUAGCCUAACAGUUACUGUUUCCUGUAAUUAUAUUCUUAUUGCAUUGUUUAGUUUGUUGUUUUUCUGAAUGCAAAAUUGAAAUUGCCAGUUAACUUGAGCUUUUCAUGUUAGCCCAACUUAUUUCUUUAGAACUGUAAAACAGAAUCGUUUCUGUAA
Xiphophorus hellerii (green swordtail) is the source of this 1502-nucleotide messenger RNA. Its product is annotated as GTPase IMAP family member 7-like. Gene Ontology annotation, molecular function: GTP binding. The transcript has a single exon. The annotation marks the transcript as partial. NCBI's taxonomy places the organism in Eukaryota, Metazoa, Chordata, Actinopteri, Cyprinodontiformes, Poeciliidae. The record is from RefSeq and is a predicted model, not a curated record.